AUGGUUAGAAGUGCUAAUUUGGUUGGGCAAUCAAUUAUUGCUUUUUUACAAAAGAAAGGAUAUCCUGAAUUGGCGUUACAUUUUGUUAAAGAUGAAAAGACAAGAUUUGGAUUGGCUUUGGAAUGUGGAAAUCUUUCGAUAGCAUUAGAAGCAGCUAAAGUACUUGAUGAUACAGCUGCUUGGAAUGCUUUAGGAGAAGCUGCAUUAAUGCAAGGAAAUCAUCAAAUUGUUGAAAUGGCAUAUCAAAGAACUAAAGAUUUUGAACGUUUAGCAUUUUUAUAUUUAAUAACUGGAAAUGUUGAAAAAUUACAAAAAAUGCAAAAAAUUGCACAAAUACGUAAAGAUGUACAUGGACAAUUUCAAUGUGCUUUAAUGUUGGGUGAUGCUGAGGAAAGAACUAAAGGUUUUUUGGGGGUUCUUUGUAUGGGAAGAUGGUCUACUGGGUACAAGAAUUUGGCAUUUUUUUGGUACUGUUUGAUAGAGGACCCCCGACUUUCUAUUGCGAAGUUGGGUUUGUUUUUUGGCAAAAUUAUUUGGGGCCGACUUUUAACAAUUCAAAGUUUGGAAGUGUUUGAGUAUAAGAAAAUGAAAAUGUUGUGUUGCUUAUUAACCCUAUGCUCCAUACUCUAGCGGUCCAACUUUGAACUAGCUUUGCAAAAAACAAACCAAACUUCUCAAUAU
Messenger RNA from Meloidogyne enterolobii, 681 nucleotides. Lineage: Eukaryota; Metazoa; Nematoda; Chromadorea; Rhabditida; Meloidogynidae. The record is from the annotation of a GenBank genome assembly.